This is a messenger RNA of Talaromyces rugulosus, 567 nucleotides long. RefSeq lists its product as uncharacterized. The coding region runs from base 1 to 567 and encodes 188 amino acids. The record is from RefSeq and is a predicted model, not a curated record. The transcript has a single exon. NCBI's taxonomy places the organism in Eukaryota, Fungi, Ascomycota, Eurotiomycetes, Eurotiales, Trichocomaceae.
AUGUCAGAUGCUUCCAUUCUUCGACCCAGCGGACUAGCCCACGUCGUCUUCAGAACGGCCAACAUUAAACCCCUGGUGGAUUUCUGGUCCACAUUUCUGGGAGCGGAGCGAGUGUUCGAGAAUGAGUUUAUUGCUUUUCUCCGCUAUGACGAAGAACACCACCGCGUCGCUAUCAUCAACGAUGAAAGCACUGGUCCCCAUUCGGCAACUGCGGCCGGACUUCACCAUGUGGCCUUUACCUACGACACACUCCAGGGUCUUAUCAAAGCCUGGAAGCUGAGAGAGAAGCUUGGCAUAAAGCCGACCUGGUGUGUCAACCACGGCCCUACGACCAGUAUUUACUAUAAAGACCCAGAUGGAAAUUCUAUUGAGACACAGAUCGACAAUUUUGACACUGUUGAGGAGGCGACUGAGUUCAUGACCUCCAAAUUCUUCCGAGAGAAUGCUGUUGGGACCGAUGUAGAUCCAAACGAGUUGCUUCGCCGUUUGGAGGCGGGUGAAGACGAGAAGGCCCUGAAGAAAAGGGUUGAGAUUGGGAUUCGACAUGAUAUCCCUGCAGCAGUGUAA